Messenger RNA from Heteronotia binoei (common prickly gecko), 1220 nucleotides. RefSeq lists its product as uncharacterized. Bases 78 to 932 code for a protein of 284 amino acids. The transcript has 8 exons. The record is from RefSeq and is a predicted model, not a curated record. NCBI's taxonomy places the organism in Eukaryota, Metazoa, Chordata, Lepidosauria, Squamata, Gekkonidae.
CAAAUUCCUCUCUCAAAAGGAACAUGUUACUCUCCCCAGCCUAAGGUCCCAGUAGCAGCAAGUCCCUGUGAUUAACAAUGGCACGUCCCAGCUACCGGAUCAUGUCAUCCCAAGGCUUCCUUCUGUUCUGGGCUGCUCUGCAUUUCAGCACUUGGAAUGUUUGUGCAUCAGCAGAUCCUGGGCCCAUUUCAGGAGCAGCCCUGGUCCCAGACAGCACAAUGAACAAAACUGUCAUGAUGCCUCUUACCUGUCAAAGCUUCCAGUGCUCUGGCGAGAGAUGCUACCAGGAAGAAGCUCAUGGCAACAACACAGAGCCCUGCCACAACGCAACUCACUGUGAGCUUUACCGGUUCAACAGCACCAGCUAUACGGCCCGGUGCAGCAGUGAGUGUGGCAGCAGCAACGACACUGAGAUGUGCAUGACCAAUGGCAGUGUUAGCAUGAACCUGUGCACACUGGAGUGCUGUGGUUCGCCCAACUGCCUCAGCCUCAAUGCCACAGCCUACGGUGACCUGCCACCCACCACUACGCCAGCUCCCACAACUACUACCACCAAAGCACCCCCAAAAAACGGGAAAGUGUGCUCAGCUUUCACCUGCCACGGAGAUGGCUGCUACAAGAGCCAAAAGGCUUCAGUCGGCUGCAUUGUGGGUUUUGACUUCUGUGAGAUGAAGAAAACAGGACCCCACUACGUGGCAGGCUGCAGCAAGCUCUGCAAAACAUCUGGCCGGCCCUGCACCACUGGAUCCACUGCACCUUGCUAUCAGGAAUGCUGCCCUGCUAUGCCCAAAACCAGUUGCCUCAAGCUGGAUGGCAAAGUGCAUUUCAACCAGGCUGGGUCUCUGGCUCCUGCCCCCCUGCUUCAGUUCCUAACUGGGGUGGCACUACUGGGCCUGAACUAUGCCCUGUUGUUCUCCUUGGGGUCCCACUGACAGCUGGGCCUCUGAGGUUGAAGAAUGGGUCUUUGGGCUUGAGACCAUGCCUGCGGGCUAGUGUGGCUCCCUCUUAUGGGUUAGGAUCCCUCUGCAAAGAAGAAGGGGCAGGCGUUCAGGAAAAUACCCCCUCCUUCUUUCACCCUAUGCUGAGCAGAGCUUAUGCACAAUGCUUUCUGUCCCAAACCUUUGGCUUGUGUCUCUUGGCAAUGGAGUUCAUCUCUCUACCUGCCUCUUGCUUUGCUCUAGUUAGACCCAGAGCGGGGCUGGAGCAGGUGCUCUGGGUCA